AUGAAUAUGAUAAAAAAUAUAAUUAAUCAAUUUAUCAAACUUUUCGGACAAGAGUACUUGGGAGAAUGGGACGCCAUACAAAAUUUGACGAUCAAUUCUGUGACCUCCCCGGAAAUCCUGCUGAAGAAUGUCCCAUUCCCAGAAAAACUAUUCGAACUGAUGGAGCUGCCCUUCGAAAUAGUCUACUCGAACAUAAAAAAUCUGCGCAUAAAAUUUCUGUGGUCAUCAAUUUUUUCAAAUAAUAUUAGCCCCAUAAAUAUUUACGCCAAUGACCUGUUCCUGGUUAUAAAGUUUUCCUACCCGAGUUUGUGGGACACCAACAAAAUUAUGAAUCACCAGUACAAGCAGAAAAAGACGAAACUGCAAAAAUGGGACAGCAUUAAUAUAUCCAAGGAAAAAAAAGAAGAAAACUUUUUAAAAGCACUGCCAGUUAAGCUAGUCAACUCGCUAAGAAUUUUAGUGCAGAAUAUCAAAAUCGUAUUUUUCGAUAAUUAUAUUCAUAAAAAUCCUUUUACGUUUGAAUUUUUGAUAAAGAAUUUUAAGAUAGACGAACUGAACAAGUACAACGUUAAGCUGACAGAGGAAGAGAAAAAAAAUAUCAAGAAGAACUUCCUAAUUAACAUAUGGAUAAGGAUGAUGGGACUUCAUAUUAUUUACAAGGAAUACAAGAAGAAGAUAAAGUACAAGAAGCAGAUGAAGAAGAGGAAGGCUGACCUACUUCAUAACAGUGAGAAGGCUCACCAGGGUGCGUUUAAGUCGAAGGGGGGAAGCGACGACGGAAGGGAGGAAUACUUCCUGACGGCCAUCGAAAACCUGUUCAGCGAGAGCGCCAGCUCAGUGCACCGAGGCAAGAGGCACAGCUGGAGGAGGGCGAAAAGAAGGAGCUCCUUAAAUAAUCACAUACUGGCAAAGGAAUUCCGUUCCUUCAGUGACUACGACAUCGAUGAUAGGAUAAAAGAUGGAAACUUAAAGAGAAAGGUACGCAGACAGAUGCGAACGGGGCGAUUUGGCAAAAAUUUGACCCCAAGCGAAUCAGCGAGUAAGCAAAAAAAUAAAAAGAAAGGAAAAAGUAAUUACAAUUUUGAAAUUCCGAAGCAUGACUUAGGGUUCAGAAUAACAGCGAAAGAUGGAUUAGACAUGCACGUCGUUUUUAAGAAGUAUGACAUGAAGGCACUGAACGAACUGAAAAAUGAUUUAAAAUGUUUCAAGAAUGUGGAACUCUCCUUUGUUAAGCAUAUGCAAGAGAAUAUUGAAGAUGACUUUUACAAUAAUGUAAAAAUAGAGGAAGAAGAGGAACAUGUGAAGGGAACCUGCUACUGCUAUAACUAUGGCAAUAGUAACUUAACACACUUGAACAAUGAUGCAUUCUUUAUUUCAAAUAAUCCAGACGGGUAUGAAUCCAAUGACCAUCUUUGUAACUCCGAAUUGAGAAACUACGAUGAGAUAAUGGAACGCAGUUUCAAGAAUGACUAUCCCCCCAUUUUUAGUGACAUUUCUGCGUUUGAAAGUUUAAACGUCUUUUUUACCGCCUCCGCGUUGGACUCUUUUUACAACUUCAUUAAGUACAUAGAAUUCUGGUUCCUAUACAAAGGGGGGUGCAACAAAAUUUUUAACAUCAUUCCAAGUAUAGAAAAUUGCAUAAAAUAUUCCGAAUUGAGAAAAUUACGAAAUGAGAAAAAUUACGUUUACGAUAGGGGGACUGAGGAUUUUCUGGAAAUGUUUGAAGCUUCGUGUCCUAUUCACUUGCUAACCAAGUUGAGGAUACUCUCCGAUGAGUGCAUAUACAGCAAGGAAUAUUUCAACAACGAUAAUGUGAAGAGAAGAGAGUGGAAAAAGUUGUUGUACAAUUUUAUUAAAAAUCAGAAAGGGGCAAACACCUCCAUUAUCAAUGAAAAUUUAGAGAAGUUAGACAAAUGGUUUUCCCACGACAUGUUAUUCAAUUUGGUUAUUCCAAAAAUUCAGUUCACCUAUAUACCCAUAAAAUAUAGUCACUUCAGUAAUUCCAGAGUGAAGUCCAAUAAGUGCCUCCUGUCCUACACACUAGCCUGUUCCUUCCUAUUUAAGCAGGAAAAACUAUCCACCAUAAAGAAGAAGAUGGGCAUUUAUUUUCACAACGUCGAUAUACAUUCCCUUUUUGUUCUUUUUAAGAAAAAUAAAAAAUUUCUCAUGAAUAAGAGGAAGUACUGUAUUCACUAUGUAGAGAAAUUACCCAUGAGAAAUUUCUGCCUGUAUCAUGAGCCGAAUAGCAACAACGUAAGCUUUUACCAGUUUGGACAUUCGAAUGUUGGGGAUGACUGUGUUGACUCGCUCGAGAGGAUACAUUCCAAGGAGGAAAGAAUUAUAGAGAAGAAUUUCGGGCAUAUGAUGAGUGGUCUAAUCAGACAGGGAGGAACGGAAAAGGGGGUACUGCUUGAAGGUGCAGAUUAUUACGCAGCAAGUGGGGACCCACCGAAUGGGAGUGGUUUUCUCCCCAAUGAGACAUUAAAACCAUGUAAUAGCGCCAAGCGAAACAGCCUAGCGCAAGGAGAUCGAAAUGGUUAUGAAAAUUAUCUUAAUGGGGAAGGUGAAAGCGCGAAUGGAAUUCUGUACAACUCUAGCAAUACGGGGAGCGACCAAGACGGCAACCUUUGCAUGAACAGUUUUAAUAAUUACAAAAUGUGCAAGCUGUUUGGGAGAGGAUAUUUUGACGAAAAGCAUCUCCAAGGGGAAGAUGAUGGAGAAAAAAUCCAAGUCGAAAAUUUGCGAAGUCUUGAAAGUGAGCAUAUCAAAAAUGAGCGUGAAGAAGGUAGAUGCCAAAAUAACAACAUACCAAAUAGGAGGAAUAAUCGAAAUACAUUCUGGAAGUUUAUUCUAGGCAAGCAAAAAAAAGAAACCCUAAAUAAUAUGAAAAAUCAUAAUGACAAACCCAUUGAGGACAACAAUUUCGAUCGCAUAAUUAAUAACCAAGUGGUCCUAAUCCCAAACUGCCUAAUUAUUAUUAUUAAUGAUUACUCGAACAAUGUAAGGGAUAUUGACAUAACCAUUUGCAAGUACGUAAUUAAUGUGAAUAAUUUACUACCCCUUGUGAACUUCAUCCCCACGAGUAAUACGUGUCUUGAGCUUUUCCUGAAAUAUGAUAAUUACAUCGACAAGGAAGUUAUAGAAUGUAUUUGCUUAUGCAUAAGUAAGAGCGUAAGGAAGAAGAAGAUUCUGCGUCUUCGCAUGGAUGAGUUGAAGUUCUAUUUUUAUCACUCCUCGUAUGUACAAAAUGAAGUGGUUAAUUUGAGAAGCUUCCUUAAUAAGACAAGGCGAAGCAACAACACCCGGGGGAACUCACGUUAUCAGGAAAAGUUCAUCGAACAUGAUCUUCUUCUCGAUCCGUUUAAAUCGUUGCCGGAUGAGAAGCAAAGUGAAAUGAAAAUGAAAGGCAGAAAAUUGCAUAAAGGUAAUAUGACCACUGAGGGGAGUGACUACGUGGUAAGGAAGCACCCAAAUGGGGCUAUUACGAAUAGUAGUGACCAUCGUGGGGAUGUCAACAAUGAUAGUACUAGUGAGACCACCUCCAUUAGUUCCGAACAGUCGGAGGAGGACCACAGCGGAGACGAACUGGAAAGUCAUAAAAAGAGUAACCUCCACAGAAGCAGAAGUCUAGAUCAUUUUGUAAAAACGCAGGAAAGGGACAUAACCAACAUACAUAACAUAAUUUUUAACAACCUCUUUGUUGCACAUAGGAAUUUCUAUCAUACAAAAGUGAAUAAUACCUUUUCCUAUCUGAGGAAGAGAAAUUUUCUUUACUCUAUUAGAAGCAGAUAUUAUAGUUUUUUAUGGAGGUACAUCCAGUAUAAUAACAAUAGGAGUAAGGUAAAGAAUCGAAAUUUGUUAUCCAUUGGGGUUUUCGGUCACGUGAGGAAUUUGUUCUUGUUCCAGGACAAGACUGAUUCGUUGCUUUAUCUGAGCGCGAGGGGGGUGAAUGUGGAUCACAUUUUUCACACUUCCUUUGGCAAUGUGAAGAGUAGCUAUCAUUUGUGUGACCGGACGGAUUCAGCCCAGGGCCUGCGGGGUGAAAUGCAUUUGGAGGGAUGCGACCCAGACCAGGUAUCCACCGCGGAUAUGGUAAGAAAUGGACCAAUUGGAAGUAUCUCUAGUUGCAGUAUCAUCAGCACAAGUGACCACCGAGCGGGAAAGUCGCCUAGGAUGACCCAAAAUGUGACGAACAGAUCACCUCUUUUCAGCAUAAAGUCGGUGAAGCUGAAAAAAAAUGACAACGUCUUGUCCCUCACGGUGAAUCUACUAAACUGCAAUCUGAACGAAAUGUGCGUGUCCCUCAUGGGAAUACACAAACAUGUACUCCCUUUAGAGCAUGUCGAGUUGAUAAAGGGGAGAAUCAACAAACUAAAGAAUAUCAAACAGUUCCUCCUGUCUAGCAAUAAAAACACUGUGCACUUGAAUAGGAUCAACGUGACGAAUGAGUUGCUCUACAAAGUAUUAAACAGGUAUUUCAAGUUAAACCAUAUGGUGAGGGAAAAGGACACGAACAGUGGUGAUCAUCCUGAAAAGACGGAAAACGAAUUUACGGUUAACAAAAAUUACGAAAAAUAUAUAAAAAAAUUGGUCAUCAAAAUUUUGGACAAUGAAAAAAUUCUGUACAAUAAAGAAGAUUUUGAAAAAAUAUUUUACAUGAUUUUGAGGAAGAGAGUCACACAACAGGAUAAUAAGGAGGGUUCCUCCGUAGAAGGGAAAAAAGGCACUCUCCCAGAUUAUAUGACACACCAUAGGAGGAGGAUGCUCAAUAGUUACAACUCGGAAAUGCUACACUCCUUCAGCAGCAAUAAUGACAUUGUGCAGAAUUACUACACGAAGAGGAGGGAGAGAUAUGCGAACAUGACUGGAACUUCCAAGUCGCUCGAAUGGGAGUAUCACACCUGUAAGGAGGGCACCAUGAUGAGCAACCCUGAAUGUGAGGAGAGGUCCGAUUUGUACAACAAUUCGAAUUACUUCAACUUGGAUACAGCACGGGAUUCGUUCUCCAAAGACUCUGAAGGAGGUGAUCAAGGUAGGUGUAAAUGGAAGGAUCAUCACGAACAGGGCAAUAACAACGAGGAGAAAUUAUUCAUGCAAGACAGGAAGGAACAGUAUAAAGACCUUGCUUCGGUGAAGCCAUCCAGGAGGUACAACAACGAACACUGCAAAUAUAUGAAUCUGAGAAACCUCUUUAAUUUUGAUGAGAUCCUAAUCGAUACGGAAAAAAUAAUGGGCGAUGAUAUUUUCAUUCAUAGUAGUAUAUCCAGUGUGGAAUUAUCACAAUUAGACUACCUGAAUGGGAAAGAAGUGGAAGAGAAAGACACCCCCCAGAAGAAGACAUCCCUUUUCUUCUUCCUAAUAAGCAAAACAAACGUUGCCAUUAGUAACAAAAAUGAAGGCAUAUUCAAAAUUGUGUGCAAUGACUUUAUGAGCGAGUUGACUCGUAUGGCUAGCUCUCUAAAUAUAUCUUUGAAAAUGAACACGCUGUACUUUUUCUACAUUCUGACCAUUUCCAGGAAGCCUAAAGGGGGCAGCCUUCCCAAGGAGAGCAACGAAAAAGCGACCAACAUUUUUGAUGAGGAUAAAAUUUCCAACGUGCGAAACAACACGUGUAAAAAAUAUGUCAUCUUAACCGACUGGAUAAGUAACAUAUUGAGUGUUUCCAAGUCGAAUCUCAAAAAAAAAAAAAACAGCGACCUCUUUAAUCAGUAUUUAUGCAUUUUGGAGAGAAAAAAGUUUAAGCUUUUUAUCGACUACGAUAGGAAGGUGAAGAGUCCAAAGCCGCAGCUCCAUUUAGACCUACACAUAAAUAAACAGACGAAUAGAAAAACUGUAAAACUGUCUCUCAGCAAUUUCAACCUUUUCUACAGCUCCACCUUAUUCGUUUUGCUAAACAGUGUUGUGAUAAAUUACUUUUUAACGUACAUCCAAGAGAAGGAAAAGGUCAGCAUUCUCCUAUGCAGAUAUGGGACCGUCUUGCGGAAUAAAGGCAGCCAGUCAAACCAUGUGAAACAUGGCCCUGUCAGGGGGAAAAAAGAAAGGAGAGACGAAUUGGUUGUUGUAUCCCUCGAGAAAUGGGUAAGCAGUCACGAAGUGGUGGACACGCUGCGUACCUCCAGCAACGACAGUUUUAUAGACGAAACGUAUACAGACAAUGACAUUAGCUAUAACAUCUAUGAUCAAAAAAGGAAACACACGGAUGAGCUAAAUGAGGAUACCAUCAAUUUAACCAAUAACACUUUUUAUUACGAUUUUUCCGAGAAUGAAAAUGGGACACAAAGGAAUAUCCAAAGGAACGCGUUUCAUCAGAAUGAACAAUGUGAAGAUAAUCCCCUGUGUGAUGUCACAAGGGGAGUGGUAAGCGAAAAUGGGAGCAAUGCUGUGAGUAGAGGUCUCUACAAUGAUCUGUACUACCGCCAAAAGGUGACCAAUUCGGGGAAGGCGAAAAGAAAAAUUACCGUGGAUGACACUUGUGGAAGAUUCGCAUCGAAGAGAAGGUUCAACGACACGAGUGGCAACCUUCACGGGCUCGCUCCCAAUGUUAACUCGAACGAAAAUGUUAACCCGCACGAUAAUAUUAACCAAGAUGAUAAUGUUAAGGCCCAAAAGUGGAGAAAGAAAAAUCUCAGUUUUUUAAAAUCAGACAUGAAGCGAGAUGUCAUUUGUACAGGCAUCUCCUUUGCGAAGGAUGACCCCUCAGAAUGUGAUCUCAGCAAAGGGAGGCACGAAGGGGGUUUCAUAAAUGAAGAUAACACGUUCGUUGCACAGUCUGAGGUGUUGCCAAACGACCAAACUUCCAACAAUGCCUAUCAUGACCAGUUAGCGAAUAAUUGUGACACUCCUCCGAGUGUAAUAAAUUCGAAGGACGAAAAUUUGGAGGUGGGGGGUGACAGUCCGAAGGAGGAAGUGAGCCAAAAAGUUAUCAAUGUGGAUAAUAAUAGAACUAGAAUUAAUACAGUACCGAAGAACAUAUUCGCUAGGCACAAUUCCAAACGAAGACGCAGCACCAGAGAAGGGCAGAACGUUACCGAAAAUAUCCUCAGGAGGAACAAAAAAGUUUGCCAUGCAGUGGCUCAGCACCAGGGGGAAGUGCCGUCCUCUAGGAGGAACACACACAAUAUUGAAGAAGAAAAAUCUCAAAAUAGUGCUGGAAUUAACCUGUUCGUAUGUUCCGAAAAUGUUAACAUAUGCUAUCUUAUUAACUACCACCGAUUCAAGUAUGUCUACAAGAAGAACCACAAGGUGGACGCCUACAUGAAUGACUACAUGAACUUUAUUGAUAGCUGCUCCAACUACAGCAAACAGGAGAAGAAGAAGGAAGGAGAAAAUUUGGACCAUAUUGGAAUUAUGAACAAAGAUCUCUACAAUUUUAAUUUAAAUUUUUUAUUUAAACUGGAGUAUAAAUGCACACAAAACAAGAAAAAGUCCAUCAGUGCGUUUUUUCCCUUUCUCUAUAUUAUCCUUAUGAAGAAUUGCAACUACGUCAUUUCGCAUUUAACUAUCGUGGAUGUCAAAGUGAGUGCUCACUUUUUAUGCAAAUGUGAGGAGGAAGAAAAAAAAAAAAUAAAUAAAAGUAAACAUUUACAGAGAAAAAAUACCCCACAAAUGUAUGACAAGGCAAUGUUGAAUUAUUUGCCCGAAGAACAAUCCUAUUUCGGCCAGGAAGAAACUCGUGCUGCAGAGAAGUGGAAUACGAGUGGAAACGCACAUAGAAGUUCACACAGCAGCUGCGACAAUUUGGCUAUGAAAUAUUACGACAGGGUGAGUGACAAACCGGAGUGCACUAGCUCUAACGGGGAAAACUCCCUCACGGACAGCUGCAUAAUAGCAAGGCAUAUGAACAGCAGCUUGUCCAUAAACAAGCGGAUAUCCCAAAGUAGGAACAAUGAGAACAACUCCGAUUUGUUGUACGAUCUAACGGUGAAAAAGGGGAUUAUAAGGAGUGGGAAUGAUCCGUCCCCCGAAGGGACCAGCGAAUGCACCGACCAUGAUAACAGGGAGAAGCAUGACGCAGAGAGGAAUAACUCCUUGAACCUCACUGGUGGGAUGAACCAAGCGGAAUCCAUAUCUAGUGAGAGAAAGAUGAGCAAACAGAAGUCCUACAUGAGGUUUCUGUUUAAUUAUAAGAAACCUGACCUGGCGCAAACUGGGGAAGGUGAACCGACUAGCGCUUUUCGGGGCAGUAGUGCCAACAGUGGCAGCAUCACUAACAGCGUGUCGCGCAGAAAGAACCUGCUCAAGCACCUAAAUUCGGUUGUUAAUUUUAUGGGAAAAAAUAACAGCAGCUCGAAGUCUAUACUGAAGAAGGACAACACUACCAGGCGAUCUCUGAGUCUAUUCAGCUUCAAGACCCCCGCUUUUUUGCACAAGAAGGCCGGACGAUGGAAUAGCAACACGUUGGAAGUUGUGCGCACAGAAGGUGGUAAAAAUAAUGCAUCCUACGACUUGGGUAGCGUGAAUACACAAAAAAGUGAGUGCAUCUCUGAGGAGGAAGGAAAAGACGGGAAGCAUCAGAUGGAGGACCGAUUAAAAUUUGCCCACCACAGCAGUGACAACUUUGUGAGCAUUUCCCAACAGGGAAGUUUCUACCACGUUGGGGAUGAACAGUUCAUGGGAAAUUCCACAAAGGGAAUGAACAGAAUGGCAGGCGACCAUUCCAAAUGUAGGAACUCCCUUGAAAGUGUCCCCAUGAAUAAUGAGCAAGACGAAUUCAACAAAAGAAGCCAAAAGGAGAAAAAAAAAUUCCAACAAUUAGAAGGAGAUAAAAAAAAAACAGCCAUGUGGAAACUCUCGAGAUGCAACUUAUCUGUGUAUAACAUAAACCUAUUCAGCUGCAUUUAUUUGAGACGAUUUAAACGAGGCAAGCAAAAAUACUUACAACCGCUGGUGUAUAAUUAUAAGCACGCUAACGGUGUACAUUCUUUUCAAGGCAAUAGGAACGCAAACGAGUUUUGCAAUCCCUCCUUUGUACAAAGCAGCUUCGAGACGUAUGCCAAUUUUAAGACCACCAAUUAUGACAAACUAACAAGAAACAACUAUGUUCUGGAAAAGGAUUUAAAAUUUUUAGAAUAUAUUAAUCAGGUAUAUAGUUUGGAAUGGUUUAACAAAUUUAAUGUCCACCAUUUGUGCAAUAUCAACAAGAUCCACUCGAGUGUUUCUAGAUUUAUGUGCCUGAAUGGUAGAGGUAGACCCGACUGCACCGCUGAUAAUAUUGUGUGUUGCUAUGUGCCCAUAUUUUACAAGCACAUUUCAGCGUCCUACAGAAAUGUUUACAAGUUUUUGUUACUUACCAAAUAUUACGAAAGUGUGCAUUAUCUACCCAGGUUGUGCGAAAAGGGAGGGGUAUCCCAUAUCAACGGUGGGGGUGAUCUUUAUAAAAGAAGCAGAAACGGGAUCAAGAACCAACACUUAGAUAGGAACACCCUGAAGGAAAGAUCUUCAGGGGUGCACGAAAUGGACGAAAAACUUCUACAAUUAAAUACCAAUGGUGCGGACAGGCACAAGAGCGACACGAAAAAGGCCAAAGCGCGCAGCACUGAUAAUCAUACGAACAGAGGGAAAGGGAAAAAGAAAAAGAAAGCACACAUGUUUGGGGGGAAUGAUAAAACCUUCAACGUGAACAAGUACCAGCUUCUUAAUUAUGAGGGAACAUUACAAAAAAAGAGAAAGACCAAUGGAACUACCAAUUUUACUCAUCCCCUGAAUGACGUAACAGACGCAUCUGUAGCGGAAGAAGGAAAAGCAUUUUAUUAUGACGACGCAAGUGAUUUGUUCGAAAAUGAUGAGAUGAUAACAGACCCACUAGGGAAGUGCACCCUUCCUGGUGACAACAAUUUUAACAGCUUCAAUAAUUACUUAAUAUAUAAGAGAGACUUUUUAAAAUACAGCUCUUGGAAGGAGAACCACCUGUAUGUCUCACUAAAGCAGGUAGAAUGUUACGAUAAAGGGAAGGACAAUACGAAUAGACAUUCAAAGAGAAGCGUGAAAAAACAUGGGAAUAAGAGUAAGAGUAAGAGGACGAAACAAUGCUUCAAUUUUUACAUUCACAUGCACGCUUCCAGCAUUAACCUGGAUCCAUACUUCAUUUCGACGUACAACUUUUACCUAGUGAAUAAUUUAAACAAAAAUUUAAUAGCAUACGAUAUUAAAGAAACGAAGGAUUAUUUUAUUCAUAAAUAUAAGGAAAUGAAACAGUACUACAGGCAGACAAUUGGGUGGAGUGAGCAUUUGGAGAGUGGAAGAACCGAAUUGAGGGCGAGUUCGUCGGAGGGUGAGGAAAUACCGGGAAGGGUAAAGAACGUUCCUCUGGAGAGAAGACAUAAUGAGAAUAAUCUCCAAGGGGGAGGUCCCACCAAAUGUUGUAGCAUCUACGAUGAGGAGGAGGGGAAAACACCGGAGGAGCUGUUCUCCUUCGGCCCACCAAAGACGCUAAAACUGUUCCGCCUGAUGAAUUCCCUCAACAACCUUACGAACAAAAUUAGUGAAAAACUGAAAAAUAAUAAGGUCAUAAUUAAUGUGGACAUAAAAAACGUAGACGUUAAUGUGCUUGACUGCUCCUAUAUUUAUGAUAGUAAAUAUUUGCUCGUAGAUCAUGUGCACCCAUUUUACAAUAACCAGUAUGUGUACAUGUCGAAGGAAAAGUAUGAACGAAUUAGGAGAAAAAAGGGGAAUCACUCCAACGACUUUUCAAAUCUUGAAUCGAUGGAAAACAAGCAUUUUUCGAGCACUAUUAAUAAUCUCAUUUUUAAUAGACUUACAAAUUAUUAUAAUGACAACUCUUUCUACAUCGUUUCUAUUAAUGCUAGUAAAGUUAAGAGAAUUUCUAUACAGCUGUAUACAACAGUUAUUUUGAACAAUUUUGUUAAGAAAGAAAAUGUGAAGGACGUGCUGAGCGUGAUUGUGUACAACUACAGAAUGAAGUUUUCAAGUCUUAGGAUAAAAAAAGUGAAGAACAUAAUGAAGGAGGGGAAGCAGGACAUAAUCAAGAUGCUUGAUGAAAUGGGUCUUGAUGAAACGGAAGAUACCACAAAGAGAAAAAGGAAAAAACAUAGAAAAGGAAAAGGGAGGAGUUCUAGACCUGAGAGGAAUAACCACCUUAAUAUGUACAAACAGUUCAGAAGGAGCAACAGUAAGCUGCAUAACUUCGGGUGGUUCGUGAGUAAUGAUUCGGCAGAAGGGGGUACUUCGUUUAUACCCACUCCUCCAACUGCGUCGUCCUGGUCGUCCUCCGAACCUACAUCUGUUCCGUUGUCAGCGGCGACUUCUUCCCAGUCCACGUCGAUUAACUCCCUCCUGUCGUACGACUCAAACGUCGAAAGGGCAGUCCCACAAAUGGGUUACGAAGUGGAGAAAGGCAGAAGGCACAGAUCGACCUGUGAACCAUUUCGUCUAUCGAAGAGGAGAAAACUAAAAGAGGCCGCUUUACAAUUAAGAAGAAGACACAGGAGAGAGAGCAACAGCUUCUCAGACAGUAUAUACACAAAGCAUUCCACCUCGCUAAGAAAGCAAGUGGACAUGUUUAAUGACGAGAAUGGAAAGUCCAUGAGUUUCCACAAUUUUUGGACUCACAGUGGACACGAAACAGAUAAACAUGCACAAUAUGAACGAAGAAUAAAGAAGAAAAAAGUGAAAAAUAAGUUUUAUAACUAUAUUAGGAAGAUAUAUAACAAUAUGACGUCCAAACAGAAAAAGAAAAAACUAAUCCUAGACAACAUCGUUGAGAAUAAUAAGUGGUCCGUUAGUGUAGAAAAUCUGAUUUUCUAUUUACCGCAGUUUAAAAAAGGCUUUAAAUUUUACCUAUAUUUGAACAAAUUUAUUAUAUACGACUAUAACCAAAUAAAGAUAUGUAACAACAUUUCUCAGUUUAGGUUAUUCCUUGGCAAUAAUGCAGAGAGGAAAUAUCUCCAGCUAUGCAACAAAAUAAUGCGUACGUUUAAUCACCUACACUUGAAUAAAGAUUUACUCAAGGGAAACUUGAGAAGAAAAAUUGUGUUGAAAAAACUGAACCAGGAAAUAUAUAAUAAUCAGCUCUAUAUAAUAGCAAAUGAGGGCAUAAACAAUAUCGACUUUAUUUUGGACGUGAAAAAUACAAGACUUACUUUGCACAACCAGACAAUCAUGGAUUUAGUGAACUACUUCACCGAACUGUCCAUCAGCAUUUUUUCAUUCCUUUAUGUGUAUACUAUCUACCCAGAGGUAUCCUUUUUUGCAGUUUCUUACCUGUCUUCUUGCAUGAAUGUGGACAAUUUUCAGAAGGGACUCCUCCUAUAUAACAACCUGCUGAAAAACUACAUCGGUACUUGUAAAAGAGGAAAGCCGCAAAAUGGCAGCCUCAUGAGCAUCUCUUCUUGCAACAACAGCAACAACAACAAUAGGAAUGCAUCGUUCGCAAGUGGGAACAACAUGGUGGAUUUGGAGAGAUCCCCCAUUGAGCAGUCCAACAGCUGUGAAGACCCAAACCGAAGCGAUAACAACAGUGUGAACAGCCUGGACCGCUUGGAAAAAGCGAAUCCAAGUGGAAAGGCAAACGCAACCCACAAGAGACGACAAAACGGAAGCGAACACGCCUCGGAUAUUAGCAAUAUAAAUAUACUGAUGGAAAAAAUGAUUUCCCACAAAAAUAAAAUAAAUUAUAAGUACCUAAUUAUGAACAAAUUCGAAUACCAAACGAAGGCGCAUAACUCUCUGAAAGAAUUACAUGACAAGAAUUACUACUUCCUAGCGUUUGUAAGUAACAACUUGCUCUUCUUCCUAUAUUUCUACACCAAGUACAGAACCGUCCUGAAUUUUGUGUCCACCGAGGAUGUAUUCAAUCUCAGACCCAACUACGUUUAUCCUAUCAGACGCAUUAAACACCGCCCACUGGUGAAGGUUAACAAGAUUUGCGAAAAUAUAAGAACGAAAAAGAAGUUCAUGCAUGUGGGGAAAAAAUAUAUGCAGAGGGAACAACUCAAAGUUUCUACCUCCAAAAUAAUGGAAAAGAAAAAGAAAAGAAAGAGGAAGCUGAAAAAAUACAUCAGGUAUAAUAAGCAGGAGGGGGGACACAAUGCACACAAGAAGGUCAACCCUUUAUAUGAACCCAAUGUAAGCUCACCUCUUUCCUGGAAGGAACAUUCCUAUCGUCCUGGGGAGAAGGAAAAAAAAGGGAAAAAGGAACCGUUCCCUGUAAAGCACCUUAAGAUGGAAAAGUACAACACGCAGGAUAAUACUAACACUGAUCCUAUAAGAAACGAACAUGAAGGGAUCAUUCCAGGUAGCAGCUUAGGCAGCAUGACAAAUCAAAAAACAGUCGUAAAAUCCGGAUCAGUUAUUUAUGAUAAGAUAAACAAUGACGAAGCAGAGGAGUACAAGAAGAAGGAAGAUAGCAAGGAGGGUGCCCACGAAGUUAAGGGCUUUUCUACAAAAUUAAAAACUACCAUAAGAAAAUUUUUUACCCGAAAGUUAUCCUCCCAAGGGUUGGGGAAUAAGAAUCUCAGGGAUGAAAAAAAAAGAGACAGCAUGUCAAACACGUCGAACGAGUUAUUCUACACGGACUAUAAAACAGUGCUGCAUGAAUUAAGGGACAAAUCCGACGUCAGUGCGUCAAAAAAGCACCUAACUUCGCUCCACAAUGUACACUUUUUUCGAAAUAAAUCCAUUUCGUUAAGGAUGAAGGUGACCUUGUUCGAAACGUGGGUUAUCCAAGAAGAUCUGUUCAAUGUGGACAAUGAGAAGAAGAAAAAUGUACGGGUCAGCUCAUUUUUGAAAAAAAAAAAAAAGAAAAACUUUUUGGCGUCCUCCUCUCUGGACAAUCAUAAAUCGCCAAGGGGGGAAAGACAAAUGAGAGGUAAAAGACGAUUGAGUAGAAACAUGAUAAAUGAAUCGAACAGCUGUGGGGAAGAUAACCUAUAUGAGGAAGUGGAAGAAGCCCAAAACUUGAGCAUCAAAUCUGUUAGCUCCACCAACUCUGGCAGUAACGUAAACAUCCUUAACAUUCUGGAAAAAUCAAAAAAUUAUUUCAACACAUUUAUGAAUAAGAAAAUCAACAAGCAGAUUUUUUACCUUGCCAGAAGGAGGGCCUCCAAAAAUGAUUUAGAAGAUUUUAGCGAAAAUGCCAGAACGAUCAUUAGAGGGAAAAAGAAUAAUGUUAAAGGAAGGGAGGUGGGAAAAAAUAUUGUGAGAUUAAACCAGGGGAAUACAGCCGAUUCGCAAAUUGAGGUUGAGUCUUCCUCCCUCAGUGACUACACCUACCGUAAAGACAAAGCGAUGUCACUCAUUUUAGGCGAAUCAAAUAGCAACAUGUACAUACAUGCUGAUAGAUAUGUUGGGGAGAAGGACCUCUAUAAAGCCAUGGCAAAACAAAAAAUAAAAAAAUGGAAUGAGUACCACAAGUGGGAGAAGAAAAAACAGAAAAGGAAAAACAUAAGAGAGAAUAAUAGGAAUAUAUGUCUUUCCAUCAUUUUUAGUGUAGACACAUAUUACAAGGAGCAGCAAAAAUUGGACUACUCAAAGUUUAAGAUAGAAGUGAAUAACCUAAACAUAAUGUUAGGGAAGUGCUUCAGCUUUAGUGACAUUUAUGACCAGCUGAAGUUGUACAGGAGCGACAAUAACUUCAGGGCAUCUGUCUAUGCCUCGGGAAUUUUCGACUUAAAUCAUCUACAUGAUGCCUUUAACAGGGAGAGGAAUUAUGCGUACGUGAAAAAACUCCCCAAUCGGAAGGAUAAAGUUUCCAACAACGAAAUGGAAUAUGCCUUUUAUGAUAAUACCAACUUUUAUAAUAUAUACUAUAAUGAGAUGAGGGAUGUGAAGGUAGCCAGGCGGAUGAUAAGAAGUGGGAAGAGGAAGAGCCAUAGGAGCAACAAUCAUCACCAUGUGCAGGGUGAUCUCUCCCCUAGGGGGGAUACCUUCAGUGGAGAAGAAGUGCCUAAUGUUGGAACAAGCAGUGUGGAAAAGCAAUCAGACAGAUACCUAAGCAGUGGAGGCAUAACAGAUGAUCUAUCUAGCGAGGGAGAAAACGAGCCAUUCAAUCCGGCAAAGAAAAGCAUAACGUUCAGCUCUACGCACGAAGCGGAGUUGUCUGAACAUGCGAAAAAAAAGCGUCACAACUUUGAAGGGGACAUGUCCAAAUGGAACAGCUCCGAAUUUUAUGGCAACCGAUCGCGAAAGCAAAACCAGGAGAAGAAGACACAUGUGAGACGCAGUAACCUGUUUAUACUCAUGAAUAAGAACAGAAUUAUUUACAAAGACAAGUUUAACAUUUUUUUAAAUCAUAACAAUAAUAUAUUUAUGCCAAACAUUAAGGACGAGAACGACUGGCUGCUGAGCAUCAAUAGUGUGUAUUUGUUUGCAAAUUCACUAAGCGGGAAGAGAUCCUUUAAUGUGAGUUGCCAUGAACUGCUCAUAAACUUAACCAUAGACAAUAUAAAAGAGCUCUAUAAACUGCACGCCAAUUUUAACUACAAUAUAUACUACGCAGGGUUUUACAGAAAUUAUCUUUCCUUUGUGAAGAAUAUUUAUGUUCUUCCAUUUCUGCACAAGGACAAAACGUGUACCGAAAAAUCAAACGAAAAGUUGAAGAUAAAUGGGGUGUACCUAAAUAGCAUGAACAGGCUCAAGGUUACGGACAAAAGUACACUACACAACAAAUUCAAGGUAACGAAACGGAUGAACUCAGCUGACAGCAGUUUGUAUGGAGUAAAAUAUUCCAAAGAAUUCACUGACUCUUCUGAUGAGUACCCUCCUAUCAGUCUUAAGAGCCCACGUGGAAAGGAAGACCCAUAUGACACACUCCCUAAUGGGACAACCAAUCACAGGAAUGACCGAAUGGACGGACACCCCUCAGAGGCUGCCUCACCAAAUGGUAGUAACAAAUUUGGCAUAUUGUCCAAAAAAAGGGAAGGCGUAUUAAUAAAAGAUAAGUCACAGGGAAGAAAUAAAUGUAUCUCCUUCAAUAACAUGAACGAAAUAAUUGACGAGACUGACGAGGAGAGGAACGAAAAAAAUGAGCAAAAAAAGGACGAGCAGGAAGGAGACGUGUAUAACCUGAUUAGGGAAAAGACGUUACACGUUCGCGACAUGGAGGAAGAUGAAAAUUACAUCAACAAUGAUAUCACAACGAUGUACACAGUUCGUAAAUAUUUCCUCAUUCAAAAUUUUAAUAUAUACAAAAAAAUGGUCCAUUAUUAUGGAAAAAUGCAGACUUUUAUCGACCUGGAUGGGAGAAACGCCAAGUAUAGUGAAAUUAUUCAUACGUUGAAAGAAACCUAUGUGAAGAUAGAACAAUACCGGGAGAAUCUCUACCACCUGUACAGUCAGCUAUUUUCCAUAAUUAGAAAUAUUAACGACGAGAAAAACAUCAUAUGCCAUGGACUUGUCUUCGUAAAACUGCUCAAUUGUCUCUACUCAUAUAGCAAUAAAUAUGUCACCAACUUGUUUUACUACUUGUUCGUUUUUUCGAAAUAUAAUAAAUUUGCAGAAUAUCUGUGUAGUAUACAGAAAUAUUUUGACUACAAGUAUUUUACCUACUUCACCAACAAGAUUGGAAAUGUGGAUGCGUGUAAUGUUCGUGAAAGGAUGAGUAGAGAGAUUACACACGGGGUCAGUUACAAUAACAGUGGCAUGUCCCCUCAUGAGAAGGGCAUCUCCAUGCUACCCAAUAGUGGAAAUAACCCAAUCAUGAAUGAGGAUUUUGCCCUACAUAAGGAGAUAAACGAGAAUAUUAAAAAGGAGGAAAUGCUAAAAGAGAACGAAGUGACCAAAAAGAAUUUGUCCUGUUUUAUUAUUUCUUCCCUUCUUUACCUCUACCGGCCGUACAUGUACAGACAUAAAAAAUGCGUUCCCAUGACAAAUAGGAAGAAGGAAAAUUUGAAGACAAUGUUCAAACGGAAGCAGCGCCUUUCGUCCCUCUCGGAGGAGGAUGGUCUGCUGGAGCGUCAUAGCAGCUCCUUUUACCAAAUGGGCAAAAGUGAGGAAACGAAACAUACACACGUAGGGAACCAAAUGAACGACAUAUACAGGAUGGACGGCGGAAUGGAAGAGAACAUACUGACCAAGUUCAAUGCGCUCAGCCAAAAGGAAGGCAAAAAAAUAGAAAUAAGGAAAAACAAAUCGUACAUGUUUCACAAAAAGGGAAUUAAGAUAAAGAUAAAAAUUCGAGUAAACAAUGUGUGCCUUAAAAUACACCAGCUAAACAAGGAAAAUAUAUUAACGCUAAAUCUGUACGAUUUGAAUUACUACAUGUUUACCUGUCUAUAUCAGUAUCAUUUUUUUUUUCACAAAACGAAUGAGCAUGUCGGCUUUUACCUGAACGACAAGGUGGAGAAAAUUAAAUUUGAAGAUAUCUACGCUAUUACUGAAAAGAGCGAAAUGAAGAAAAGAGUGAACAGUAAUUUGUAUAUGGACAGUCUAUGGUACGAAGUGUCCGCUGAAGAAUCCGCCAUUCAGGACAAACUGUACAACAUCCAAUGGGGAGAUAAAAAGGAGAAGAAAAAAAAAAAAAAAAAACUGUAUUAA
Messenger RNA from Plasmodium coatneyi, 17490 nucleotides. RefSeq lists its product as uncharacterized. The coding region runs from base 1 to 17490 and encodes 5829 amino acids. The transcript is spliced from 3 exons. NCBI's taxonomy places the organism in Eukaryota, Apicomplexa, Aconoidasida, Haemosporida, Plasmodiidae. The record is from RefSeq and is a predicted model, not a curated record.